AUGCACGAUGUCAACAUCCAAGAGUACCACUUCCUAUACCUCCCUUCUUCUCUUCGUAUCACUUACCUUCUUACUCUCCCCGUGCCCCUCUGCCCGCCUUCCCUUCCUCCGCCUUCCCCCGUCCGCCUCCCCCUUUCCGCCUUUCCCGUUUCCGCCUUUCCCCUUCCGCUUUCCCCCCUCCGCCUUUCCCGCUCCGCCAGCGCUGCUAGGCCCUAUCCGCGCCAUGGCGUUCUACUGCGCGUCGGCGGCCCAAUCCGCGCCAUGGCGUUCUACUGCGCGUCGGCGGCGCAGCGCGCGGAGGUCGCAGCGCUGUCGCUGCUGUCGCUCUCGUGCCUCGCGUGGAGCCGCAAAUCGCGCUGCCAGUGGGAUUUCGUGGUGCGCCACUCCACAUGGCACCUCGUCAGCGCAGUCAGCCUGCUGUACCUCGCGAAUUCCGUUGAGUUUUCUUAG
This is a messenger RNA of Closterium sp. Naga37s-1, 450 nucleotides long. Lineage: Eukaryota; Viridiplantae; Streptophyta; Zygnematophyceae; Desmidiales; Closteriaceae. The record is from the annotation of a GenBank genome assembly.